Molecule: messenger RNA, 1555 nt
Organism: Brassica rapa (field mustard)
Lineage: Eukaryota; Viridiplantae; Streptophyta; Magnoliopsida; Brassicales; Brassicaceae
Product: protein EXORDIUM-like 5
Source: RefSeq, a predicted model, not a curated record
AAAUAAUGUUAAAAUUCGAUAAAAUAAUGUUAAAAUUUAAUAUUCUCACUCAAUGAAUAUAAGUUUAUGUAAAUAGUACUUUCUUACAAAUCUGGAAUCCCAUUCCGAGUCCCCCAUUAAUGUCAAUCGGAGGAGACAACAGGCAAAAGGUGGGCGCGUGACGAGGCAGACGCGCUGCAGCUGGCAACAGCCAAUUUCCCUCUCAUUCUUUCUUCUCCUUUAUAUCUUCACUUCACCACUCUCUCUUCCCUCACACUCUCAACAAUGUCCUCGCCGGCGAUUAACCUCUUCUUCGCUCUCUUCUCCUUUCUCAUCUUCUCCGUCUCCUCUUCACUUCCUCAGUCUCAGACCAAGAACCCCGCUACUGUUCAAACCUUAAAUGUUCCCGCGGCGGAGAUAAAAAUGGUGAACCCGAAGCUCCCGCCGCGGAGCCUCUCCCUCACGUCGUCGAAGAGAUACGAAGGAUCUUCCGAUCUGGUCCAUCUCCGGUACCAUAUGGGUCCGGUUCUGUCCUCUGCACCGAUCAACAUCUACGUUAUCUGGUACGGACGGUGGUCUCGGCCGCAUAAAGCUCUCAUCAGAGACUUUCUCAACUCGAUCUCCGACGCUAAAGCUCCGUCUCCCUCCGUCGCGGAAUGGUGGCGCACGGCGUCGCUAUACACCGACCAAACCGGAGCAAACGUCUCUCGCUCGGUCCUCAUCGCCGGAGAAUACUCGGACGCGAAGUACUCACACGGACAGCACCUCACGCGCCUCUCGAUCCAAGAAGUCAUCGCGAGCGCGGCGAGAUCCGCUUCCUUCCCGGUGGACCACAAGAACGGGAUGUAUCUCGUGCUGACGUCACACGACGUCACGAUGCAGGACUUUUGCCGCGCCGUGUGCGGGUUCCACUACUUCACGUUCCCGUCGAUGGUUGGCUACACGAUGCCCUACGCUUGGGUUGGUCAGUCGGGGAAACAGUGCCCGGAGGUCUGCGCUUAUCCCUUCGCCUUGCCGGGCUACAUGGGUCACGGUGGUCCGGGAGAGCUCCGGCCGCCGAACGGAGAAACUGGAGUCGAUGGGAUGGUGAGUGUCAUCGGGCAUGAGCUGGCGGAAGUUGUGUCGAAUCCGCUGAUAAACGCUUGGUACGCCGGAGAGGAUCCGACGGCGCCGACGGAGAUUGGUGAUUUGUGUGAAGGGUUGUACGGAACCGGCGGAGGAGGAGGGUAUAUUGGUCAAGUGAUGCAGGAUAGAGGAGGCAAGACGUUUAAUAUGAACGGUAAAGGAGGAAGGAAGUUUCUGGUUCAGUGGAUCUGGAACCCCAAUCUCAAAGCUUGUUCUGGUCCCAACUCUGUGGACUAAGACAGAAGCGGAUGAGUGUUUGUUUGUUUGAUGAUGGUGAUUUGUAUUAAUCACCAUGAUAAUGAUGAAAUAACCCCUUGUAUUAGAGUUAGGUUAGUAGUGGAACAUUAAUUAUUUUCUGUUGAGUUUUGUUUUUGUUUGUUUGAUAUAUAAAUUUCAAAGAAUGCUUAUACUGCUUUUUGCCAUGUUUGAAUGCAUCUUAAUUUCAAAUGCU